GGAAAAGGCCACUUCAACUUGGCCUGGAGAUCCCGUUCUCAUCGAGCUCUAGGACUAGGGACAGUCUGGGCUAUUAUGGGUAGUCUGGGCUCUUAUGGGUAAAGAUAGUUAUUCCACUUUUCCAAGGCCCUUUUACCUUUGUUCGACUUCAGCUUGAUUUAAGAACAUUGCCUGGAUCUAGCAAGUUCUACAUAAAAAGGAGAAUGGUCAAAAAGGCUCUUGUUCUGGUGGCUGAAGGCACGGAGGAAAUGGAAGCCGUCACCAUCGUUGAUGUACUACGCCGUGCGGAGGUGGAGGUGACGGUGGCGGGCGUCGCCGGCUGCGAGCCGGUCAGGUGCAGCCGCUCUGUGCGCAUAGUCCCCGACGCUGCGCUCAGCUCGGCGGCGGACGCAGGCCCCUACGACGCGCUCGUCCUGCCCGGCGGACUGGGAGGCGCGCAGGCCUUCUGCCAGUCGCAGCUGGUGAAGAGGGCGCUGCUAGAACAGGAGGCGACCGGCCGGCUGAUUGCCGCCAUCUGCGCGGCGCCAACGGCUCUGAGGGCGCACGGCCUCUGCACGGGCCGAGCACUCACCAGCUAUCCGACGUUCCGUGACGAGCUGGUGGCGGCCGGCUACCGGUACUUGGAACAGCCGGUGGUGGUAGACGGUACCCUGGUCACCAGCCGCGGUCCAGGCACGGCCGUGCAGUUUGCGCUGGAGCUGGUCGGCCAACUGUGCGGCGGCGAGCGGCAGGCGCGCACGGCGGCCGCACUGCUAUCGGCCGCCUGAGCCGGCGCCUCCAUCCCCGCAUAGCUGAGCCGCCCCCCCCCCCCCCCCCGCUGGAGCCGGUGCCCCGCCUGAGCUCCCCUCCCCCGAGCCGGCACCCCUCGCCGUCUGAGUCCCCCCCCUCCCCCGAGCCGGCACCCCUCGCCGUCUGAGCCCCCCCCCCCCCCCUCCCCCGAGCCGGCACCCCUCGCCGUCUGAGCCCCCCCCCCCCUCCCCCGAGCUGGCACCCCUCGCCGUCUGAGCCCCCCCCCCCCCUCCCCCGAGCCGGCACCCCUCGCCGUCUGAGCCCCCGCUCGGCUGUCGGAACUGCCACUCCGGGGGCUGCCACUCUGGCUGAACCAGAUUGUAAGGAUUUAUUGAGCCAAUACAUGUCCAGGAUU
This is a messenger RNA of Amphibalanus amphitrite, 1144 nucleotides long. RefSeq names its product Parkinson disease protein 7 homolog. The record is from RefSeq and is a predicted model, not a curated record. Gene Ontology annotation, molecular function: protein deglycase activity. Lineage: Eukaryota; Metazoa; Arthropoda; Thecostraca; Balanomorpha; Balanidae. Gene Ontology annotation, cellular component: nucleus; cytosol. The transcript has 5 exons. Gene Ontology annotation, biological process: protein deglycation, glyoxal removal; guanine deglycation, glyoxal removal. The coding region runs from base 204 to 767 and encodes 187 amino acids.